AUGUCAAAAUAAUUAAUAUUAGGUUGUGGUGCUACAAGUUUUAUAACUGUAUUAUUAUUAAUAAUAUUAUCAUAUUCUUCUUUAUAAGUUGAUGAAUAUGGAUUAGACUAUAGUUCAAUUUCAAAGCAUGUAGAUGCUUAAGCAUAUGAUUCAGGUGUCCAUUUCUUAGGACUAGGCCAUAGAUUUAUAAGAUUUCCUAAAACGGUAAAAAGUAUAGAAUUUAGUCUAGAAUAAGGAGCAAAUACAAGAGAUUUAGAAAGUCGUACAUUAGAUGGUCUUUAAGCAACUAAAUAUACAGCAAAUAACUUCUUUGUUGAUAGAUUUAAAAUCGGUACUACAAUGUAAGAUGAACUAAAUAAAUAUUUCCAAAAGGAAUUUUCAGCUACAAUUGAAUUCUUUUAAUUGAGAAAAGUUGAUUUACCAGAUUUAUUCGAAAAUUCUAUCUAAGAAACAGAAGUUAAAAAAUAAGCUAUUUAAAAGGCUUAAGCUUAAAAAUAAAAAACUUAAGUCGAAUUAGAAACUAAAUUAAUGUAAUCUAAAUAUUAGGCUUAAGUCGUUAAAAAUUUAGCUCAAGGUGAUGCCUAGUCUAUUGUUUAUAAAGGAUAAGCCUAAGCUUAAGCUUAUUUAUAAAAAUAAUAAUCUUAUUCAACUCAGUAUAGCAUCAUAAAACAAAAUCUAUAAUUAGAUAAUGCUGGUUUAAUCUAAUUUAUGAAAAACAAAAUCAUUAAGGAAUAUGAUGGAUAGUAAUUAGUUAUAAAUUUAGAUAAUUCAUAAUCUAAUUAAAAAUGA
Molecule: messenger RNA, 789 nt
Organism: Ichthyophthirius multifiliis
Lineage: Eukaryota; Ciliophora; Oligohymenophorea; Hymenostomatida
Exons: 6
Source: RefSeq, a predicted model, not a curated record